Molecule: messenger RNA, 1811 nt
Organism: Melampsora larici-populina 98AG31
Lineage: Eukaryota; Fungi; Basidiomycota; Pucciniomycetes; Pucciniales; Melampsoraceae
Exons: 5
Coding region: 229-1347 (372 amino acids)
Biological process (GO): protein phosphorylation; cellular response to oxidative stress
Molecular function (GO): ATP binding; calcium/calmodulin-dependent protein kinase activity
Source: RefSeq, a predicted model, not a curated record
CUCAUCCAGGCUCAUUCUCAUUCUCAAAUCUUCAGUAACCAAUUCCUCAAACUAGACUAAACUAGACUAGACUAUCUUCUCAUCUUGCAUUUUCAUCAAACCUAUCAAUCAAAACCAUCCCUCUUCUUUGUAUCUUAUAAAUCUCAUCAAUCAGUGAAACGUGCAUUAGCGAAUAACGAAAACUUCAUAACAAAGACAAAAGCAAAACAAAACAAAACACAAGCAAGCAUGUCAUCACAGAAUAAUUCAUCAAAUUCAUCAGUUUCAUCUUCUCCUAGUUCGUCAACUUCUUCAAGAAAGAAAUUACUUCGUUUGUUUCAUCUAAGAGAUCCCGCAGUUCAAGCUCAAAAGAAACAAUUCUCUUGGGGUUCUCAUCUUGGUUCUGGUACUUAUGGUGAAGUUUCAAAAUGUGUUUGGAAAACUCAUCAACCAAAAAUGGAUGUAGCCAUCAAAGUCGUACCUAAAUCAAAAGUACCUAAUCAAGAACAACAAGAAAAACUAUUGAAUCAUACAUUAGAAUUACAACAUCCUCAUAUCGUUUCAUUACAUCAUUGGUUUCAUUCACGUCAUCAUUAUUACAUGGUCUUUGAGCUUGCACAAGGAGGCGAAUUAUUUGAUCAUAUCAUUGCUCAUGGUCGUUUCAAUGAAGCCGAUACUCGAAAGAUGAUCACCGACCUAACCUCUGCAGUCGUUCAUAUCCAUUCACAAAACAUUGUACACCGAGAUCUGAAACCCGAAAACCUAUUCGUUCGAGGCUCCGGUCCAAUCUUCUCGGCUCCUUUUGACCUCCUCUUAGCCGACUUUGGUGUGGCAGUGAUCUUACCUACACCUAACUCUAUGAUCAAUGGAGUCUGUGGUUCACCAGGUUACACAGCUCCAGAAGUUUAUCAACGAAAACCGUAUGGGAAAGCCGUUGAUAUCUGGUCAUUAGGAGUGAUUACGUUUAUUUUGUUGUGUGGUCGAUUUCCAUUUGCUAAAUUAUCAGGUCCAGAAUUCUUAGAAGAACUUUCAGAACAAAUGAGAAAAAGUAAAAAUGGUUCGAUUAGGUUACCUAAAGCAUUCGGAUUGAGUAAAGAAGCUGAAGAGUUUAUUGGUGGUUGUUUACAACUUGAUCCUGAAAGACGUUUAACAGCUGAAGAAGCUUUGAAUCAUAAGUGGCUUGUUGGUAAAGAUCCAAUUACUCAAACACCUAAAUCUUCAAUCAAUCCAUCCUUAUCAACAGAAGAAUCAGAUCUAGAAGUGAUUGAAUUUCCAACUCAUCAAUCUACUUUACAAGAAAGCAAUUUAGCCGAAGUUAGAUUUUGUAGAACUCGAACGAUUUCAGAAGGACCUAGAGCAGCUAUGUAAUCCAAGUAUAAACUUAUAUGAAUCUUUUUCUAAACAGGUUUUUCGUUUUUUUUGGUUUUGGUUAUUCCUUAACUAAAAUCAAAUUGUUUGUUGUAUCACCUUUGCUUUGUUUUGUUUUGUUUGUUGUUGUUCUCUUCUCUUAUACGAGCUUUUGAUCUAUUCUUUUUCUCUUUCGCCCUCAUUAGUAAUUCAAUUUGCUUUUUUUUUGUCGUCUUUCUCCUCGUUAUUUUUUUCAUUUUUUCAUUUCUUUUUCUUUUGUGUAAAAAUAGAUUCUUGUAUGUAGGUUUGCAUAUACUCAUUCACACUUCUUUAAAGAAAAACAAAAGCAUUAGGUUCCUACAUAUAAGUUUUUUUUUAUCCUUUUUUGUCUCUUUUUGUCUAUUUCUAUUGACGAAAAAAAUUGUUUGAUUUAGUUAUUCAUGAAGAGACGUAUGCAAAGAAAGAAAAGGUUGAAUUCAUUUUUU